Messenger RNA from Poecilia latipinna (sailfin molly), 1748 nucleotides. It is a transcript of the gene bnip1b, whose product is annotated as BCL2 interacting protein 1b. Gene Ontology annotation, cellular component: SNARE complex; endoplasmic reticulum. NCBI's taxonomy places the organism in Eukaryota, Metazoa, Chordata, Actinopteri, Cyprinodontiformes, Poeciliidae. The record is from RefSeq and is a predicted model, not a curated record. Gene Ontology annotation, molecular function: SNAP receptor activity. The coding region runs from base 195 to 887 and encodes 230 amino acids. The transcript has 6 exons. Gene Ontology annotation, biological process: retrograde vesicle-mediated transport, Golgi to endoplasmic reticulum.
CCCCCCUAUAUUUACCGCUCUAAUUAUUUUUUAAAGCACAUGAAACAAUACUCCAACCACUCAGAAAUCUACUUCAAAAUUAGAUAUUUUAUAAUUACAGGAAGACCGAAACGGCCUCAGCCAAUUAGAUUAUAGCUUCGCCUAAAGCGGAUUGGUCUCUUUUAAGCCCUGCAGCUUUCCGUAUCAAAAUAGCAAUGGCGUCCUCGGAGGACGUAAACGUCCGAAUUUGCGGACAAGAAAUAAUAAAAUACGACCUGGAGAUAAAGGCUCUCACUCAGGACAUCAUUAAUUGUCCUGGACCUCAUUCUGCUCUCGCAGAGCUCAACUCUCGGGUCAAAGAGAAAUUCAACAAGCUGCGGCUCAGGAUACAGGAUCUGGAGCAGAUGGCUCAGGAGCAAGACACACAAUCCAACAGACUGUCCAUCCUCAUGGAGACGGAGAGCCAGCGACGCCAAAUGCUGAGCAACCAGACCGCAUGGCGGAAAGCCAACCUGGCCUGUAAACUCGCCAUAGACAACAUGGAAAAAGACGAGCUUUUGCAGGGAGGAGAAAGCCCGAGCACCAGACAGAGGAAAGUGACCAAAGAAAGUUUAGUGGAAAGCAGCAGCAACAUCACAGAGAGUCUGAUGUCCAUCAGCAGGAUGAUGUCAGAGCAGGUGAAGCAGAGCGAGGACACCAUUGGCACUCUGGCCACCUCCUCUAAAACAGUGCAGGAAGCCAACGAGGAGUUCAAAACCAUGACGGGAACCAUCCACCUGGGGAGGAAACUGAUUCUGAAGUACAACCGCAGGGAGCUCACAGACAAGCUGCUCAUCUUCUUGGCUUUAGCGCUUUUCUUUGCCACCGUCCUCUACAUCCUUAAGAAACGCCUCAUCCCCUUCAUUUAAUGAGCCGGCUGGCUCUGCAUCUGCCUCGUGACGAGAUCCCUGCAGGGAUUGUAAGACGAGGAACAGCAGAGCAGAAACUACCUGGUUAGAGAAGAAGGAAUAUAAGAGAUGUUACCUUGCUUAGGAUGCAGGAGGUUAGUUGUGAACGUGAGGACUAGAGCUGCACACUGCCUGAUUGUUAACAAUGUCUGGACUUACUGGAGUAACUGUUGGGACAUUUAGACAUUCUUCAAAUUAGAAAGAAAGAAAAGCUAAAAUUUGGUUGGCAUCUGCAACAGAAUGUAAUGACUUCAGUUUGUUCCUGGAUGUUUUCAUGUGAGUUUUCUGGCUAACUGGUCCAAAGGUGAAUGUUAACUCCACAAGAUGUGCCUUUCUUCCUUCGUUUUAAUAAGACAAAAAAAUCUCCACAAUAAUGUUUUGACAUUAUUUCACAUCACAGGAAAGUCUUGUGAAAGGAGCUUCAGGAACAAACAUGGAGGGUUUCCAUCAUGUGUCGUGAUUUGUCAAACUUAGGCAGAAACAUGUUGUACAAAUGUUUUUUGCUCAUUUACAUUUCUAGUUUUUAACAUCUAUGCAGGAGGAAUUAAAAAGACAUGGAAGCAAAGUGCUACAAUGUUUAAACUUUUGUUUUAUUUCAAAGAGAAAUUACAUGUUGUAGCUCAAACAAAUUCCUUCAGCAUUGGUUUUGGUCUGUAAGUAAUAAUGUUUCCAAGUCGUGACUUGAACAUAAUAGAGAAUCUACAGAUGGUGCAAUAAACGAAAGUGUUUUACAAGCUCUAAAGGGUUAAAAUACUAUUUAUAACAUAUUGCCAGCAAUUAUAAGAGUAGUUUAAUUGUAACGCCAAUAAAGGCUUUUCUGCU